AUGGUUGAGAUAUUUGAUCCUAGCAAGGGCAGAUUCAUUGUACAAGACUUGGUUGGCGAAGUGUCUCUCGGUGCCGUGGAUGUUGAGUGCAUCUUGGCCUUGGAGAACCACGGACUGUCGGCAGAAGGUAUUCUCGGUGAGGAAGGUGAGGAUGUUAAAGAUCGAGUGCCGCCUCAAUUCUUGAGCAAGACCACAGGUAACAUAGUCAUCGAUGAUCUGAUUGUGGACAUCACAAAAAAUAAAUCUGCCGACGACGAUUUCCUUCGGAGAGUUGUCCUCGUGUUGCUUGGAACAGUUCUUGCUCCCAUGUCAAGCAAGACUGUACCAAAGCAAUAUUACGCAUUGGUGGACGAUGUGAAGCGUAUAUCCAAGAUUAAUUGGAAUGCAUUCACCCUCCGGGUUCUGCUGGACUGCCUUCGCAACGUGAGGAAAGGCAAACACCUCCGCCAAUGGCCGAGAGGGAACUUAGCUCUCCCGCAGUACCUAUACCGGGAGAAGGUUCAGCCUCUGGAAGGUGAAUGCGCAUUCAAUCCUAGCUUGUCCAUGGAACCUCUAAUGAGGAAUUGGACUGAAGCUGCAGCCUCAAGGAGAGACAAGUUUGAUUAUGACCACGGCCGUGGCCGUGGUAACAUCAAGAUUGAAGACAACAUAACCAAGGAGUAUAGGGCGCAGGAGCGCAAAGUACCUGAACUAGAAAAGCCAAAAAUGAAGCCCGCCGUUGGUGCGGCAAAGAAGUCCAAGUUAGCCUCAAACGCGGACGAGAUGAUGAACCUCAUCAUGAAGCGGUGUAUGGAUUACAUACGCAGCCAAAUGAAGGAAAUACCGGAACAAGUAGCCGAGAGAUUGCUAGAGAAGUUGAACCAAAAUGGUGUGAUGUAUAAGCCAGCGGCUGCUGCGGCUUCCGGCAACAACGAUGCCGACCUAGAACCUGACGAGCCUGUUGUAAACCAGAACAACGAUGAUGAGGAAAAAACACCAGCCAAGUUAAAUGUUGUCAAGACAACGAAGCCUACUGAUGAGUGCGGCGCAACACCGGAGAACCCUUGGAUUGUAGGUAAUUCUCCUCGAGCAGAAUCGUCCGACAUUGACAUUUCUGCAAGUUCUAUCGACAGGAUGGUGGGUAAGAGCAAGGGGAAAAAGUCUGCAGCAACCGCAAAAGAAGACGAUGUUAUAUCCGGGAAGCGCCGACGGACUGUUCCCAAGAAAUUUGAAUCCCCCUUCAAACUUGACAAGCCCGGCAAGCGAAGCGCUCGCGCUCUGUUUAGUGACAAUGACAUGGAAGGCUCUGUUAAGGACGAUUUGACACCGGAACUCAUCGAUGCUACUGUUGCGUUUGUGGAGGCAGCUGCUCGGUCUGAGAAGAAUAUGACAAAAAGAGUUUACUACAAUGAACGUGGCACCUCUGUGACUGUGGAGAGUAUACGACCGAUUAUCGAUGCUUAUCAGACACAUUUGGCUCUGCGCGUUGGUCAUGAUCGGCACCUCUGUCUAGCCUGGAGGUCCAAAUACCUUGUUGAUCGUGCUAAGGCACGAGACAACCCUAAACCAUCGAAAUACAACAUGGAUAGUGCGCUGAGCAGAGCUGGAGCAGUACGUAGGGUUCUGGACGAGUAUACCGUCCGUGAUAAGUCGUUUAUCCCGUUGAACGUCGGCAAUACACACCGGAUCACCGUGGUGAUGCACAACCUCAAGAAAGAAUUUCGAGUUUUUGAUUCGCUCUAUCCUCUCGAGUUCUCUCUCGACACUAUGAAAGCACUGCGACUAGCAAUAGCAAUUGAUAUGGAAGAGGCAAACCGUAUUACACCUGGCAAAUAUCCAGACGUCACUAAGUGGCCUAUCAUACCUCAGAUCGACAUGCCACUACAAGAGGACGGGAACUCUUGUGGCCUUUUUGUGAUUGAAGUUAUGGAGCGUUGGGACGGGGAUCGAUGGACCGCCGAUUUUACCCAGGGCACGGUUAAUGCAAGGAGAAGGCGUCUCGUUGCCGAGUUGGUUCUCUCACCUACCAACACGCUCGAAUGUGUGAAGAACAAAAUCCGCGACAUCGCAAAGAAAAGCAAGGCGUGA
Aegilops tauschii subsp. strangulata is the source of this 2067-nucleotide messenger RNA. The record is from RefSeq and is a predicted model, not a curated record. Lineage: Eukaryota; Viridiplantae; Streptophyta; Magnoliopsida; Poales; Poaceae.